ACCUCGUCCACCUAUCCCCUGCAUGCUGUUCGUGUGAAUGUCUCUCGUUUCACUUUUGUUUUCAACAUCUAUCGCACAUAGUCAGCUAUAGUCAACAUCAUCACCGUUGCGUAUGCUUUCGCUUUAGUUGCAGAUGCUCACGCGCAGUUCAAAGGUCCGUGUCGUUUGCGCGAGCGCUGCGUUUCUCGUGCCACUGGUUGUGCUCUCCAGCAUAUACUUCACAUACACAGCAGUGCUUCUUAACCAGUUUCCUCAACCUCCUAGUUUGCCAGGGCUACUGGAAAACCGACAAGUGACAGUAACUGAGGUUCAGUACCAGACAUAUAUACCCGACUUUGUACGCGUGCGCGAAUGGAAGACAGUCACAGAGACAGUGGUCGCCGUUGAGACCGUGACGGAAACAGUGGCAGCCGGCGAACCGACAACAGCAGCAGCAGAAGUAGUCACUGAACUGGUGACUGUGAAGGAGACAAAAACAGUGACGUCCUCUGCUGUGGAGACGAAACUCGUCGAGCUGGAAAAGCGGGCGACCGCGACGAGAACAGCAUAUAUACCCGCGGGGACAGGAAUGCCGCCUCAUUGCGACGAUCCCUAUCGACGACCCGGAUUCCUGCACAUACCGUUCAACGAGACCGAUUUCCCGUUCCAGCAAUCAAAGUACGUCCCGUAUUACGACGAACUCAUUGACCGCAAAGAACCGGGUGCUGCACGAUACCCAGACUAUGACCUGACAGACGCACCCGACAUGUCGUUCCCAGCCGGCACGAUAGACGAAGAACUUAUCGAACAAGCGCCGAUUGAUUGGAUUGAGGUGAUACGACUGUAUCUGAGCUUGCUCGAUAGCCCAGAGAACUUCACAGACUCUGAGAUCACGGCAACAGAGCGCAAAGUGAGCUGGCUGAGGAACAAGCGUCUGCUAAUGCUGGCGGACUCGGUCGACCGGUACAUGAUGCAUUAUUUCUGCGAGGAGCUCGACGUUGCGCCGCGCAUUGCGGUUCUGGGAAUGCACACGACUUCUGAGUGUCAUAUUCCGCAGCUGAAUUUCACGAUUCUGCACUGGCAUAUCGCGUCAAUGUAUACUCACAGGCCAAAGUGGUGGUGGGCGGAACACAUGUCUGAAGUUGCGUUUGAGAAGCGCAACCAGGAGUUGUUCAUGUCGCGCAUUAGUGCUGAUCGAGCGACGGAUGUUAUUGGGAUGAACGGGCGCGGUCCAGAUCUGAUAUUAUACCAAAGUAUGUUAUGGGACUGGACGACGAUGACUACAAAGCAUAAGAUCGACAACGGGUUAGACGUCGAUACCAAGGCACAGAGAAAAGCCCGAGCCGGCAAAGGCGACAAGCUGCAGAAGAACAAGACAAAACCGACGGAGAAGACGCUUCGGCCGUUUCACUGGAGUGAAAUUGAUUUUUACCGAGCACGGCAGAAGAAGUUUAUUGAGUUUUACCGGUCUAUCUUUGGCCCCGAGACGCCGUUCAUGUUCCGUGCAGCCAUGCAGACAAAGUAUCCUGCCGACACCACGGUCCCGCUGCGGCAGCUCGAUCGGAUGGGGCGGUAUGUGGCCCAUUCGAUGGACGUCGAGGUGUUUGAAUGGGGCCAGAUGAUCGCCGGGUACGCCUACCCGUAUUACAGUGCAUACAAGGAUGAGGUGCAUCCGAAGCGGGGGCCACACACGUACAUAUACAGCAACAUGAUGCUCUACUACCUCUUCAGAGCUAGUGGAGGCGCGGAGUCGCGAGGACAGGUCGUGCGGUGGCCUGCAGAGGCGAACAUGACUACCGGGGAGGCGUGGGAAGAAUGCCAUGGAUACAACAUGAGGAUGACCAUGUGACGCUAUUGUUUCUGUUUUUUUUGCUAUUUCGACAGACGUUAUAUCAGUUUCUGUUCAUUUCUGAGUGUUUGCAGGUUCGUUUGAUUUAGGCUUUGUUGCUAUUUCGUUUCAUGUGCGCCUGUCGCCAUCGAAUAUGGUUGUGAUCGCCUGCGGGACUGCAUCGAUUGCGGUGACGCCAAGUUGAAAGGAAGAAAAAGAUUUUUUGAGUGGACAGGUGCAUCGAUGAAAGGGAUUUUUGGUAUUUGUUUUUUUCCAACAGGAUUUUGCAUGAUAUAUAAAACGCGACAUAGCAUGCCUUCACUGUAAACGAAAAACGAGCUCGCAAUGCCCGUGAUUAGACGAGCCCAGAAAUCACAAAGCAAAACAAAAAUGAGACUUGGACCGAGA
This is a messenger RNA of Myxozyma melibiosi, 2215 nucleotides long. RefSeq lists its product as uncharacterized. The record is from RefSeq and is a predicted model, not a curated record. Bases 134 to 1828 code for a protein of 564 amino acids. The transcript has 2 exons. Lineage: Eukaryota; Fungi; Ascomycota; Lipomycetes; Lipomycetales; Lipomycetaceae.